AUGACGGUGGAACAAAUCCCUCUCUGGCUGGAUUGCGAUCCGGGACACGACGAUGUCUUUGCCAUUCUGCUGGCCGCCUACCAUCCCAGACUCAAGCUCCUCGGCAUCUCCACCGUCUUUGGCAAUGCACCGGUAGAAAACACCACGCAAAAUGCCGCUUCCGUCCUCACCGCCAUCGGCAAGCAGCACGAGAUCCCGCUACACGUCGGCCUCGCCAAGGCCCUCGAGCGGCCCGCCAUCCACGCGCCCGACAUCCACGGCGAGUCGGGCCUCGACGGCACCGCCCUCCUGCCCGUGCCGGACGUCGCGCCGUCGCCCGUCCCCGCCAUUGACGCCAUGGCCGUCGCCCUGCGCGCCCAGCCCCCGGGAACCGCCUGGCUCGUCGCCACCGGCUCCCUCACCAACGUCGGCGCGCUGCUCCGCGCGCACCCGGACCUCGCCGCGCACAUCAAGGGCCUCAGCAUCAUGGGCGGCGCGCUCGGCGACGGCUUCUCCGCGGCGACGCUCGGCAAAGUAGACGGCAGGGAGCGCAUCGGCAACGUCACGCCCUGGGCGGAAUUCAACAUUGUCAUUGAUCCAGAGGCCGCGGCCGAGGUCUUUGGCAAUCCGGUGCUGGCGCGCAAGACGACCGUCGUGCCGCUGGACCUGAGCCAUCAGGUGCCGGCGACGGCUGCGGUGCGCGAGAUGCUGCUGCAUGGGAGGGCGGGGGCCGUCUUCGGCGCCGCCGCCAAGACGGCCGAGGACGCGACAAAGGGUAAGACGACGCUGCGGACCAUGCUCGUCGAGCUUCUCUACUUUUUCGCCAACACCUAUGCCGACGUGUUUGGCAUCACCGAAGGCCCUCCCCUGCACGACCCCCUUGCCGUUGCCGCCGUGCUCACCGGCACGCCCGACGAGAUUCCGUUCCACGAUUGGGAUGCCGAGCGCAGCGAGGCUCCCCGGUAUGACGAGCGUUUCGACGUCUCCGUCGUGACGGUCGGCGUGUUCGAGGACGCCAGGGACGGCAAGGCUGAGACUGGCCGCACCGUGGGCACAUUGCUGCCACGCGGCCAGCCGGGCGUGCGCAUACCGCGCUCGCUAGACGUGGCCAAGUUUUGGAACGUCAUUGAGGAUUGCGUGGAACGGGCCGAUGCGGUCAAUGCAGCCAACGGAAGGACGUGA
Beauveria bassiana ARSEF 2860 is the source of this 1161-nucleotide messenger RNA. Its product is annotated as inosine-uridine preferring nucleoside hydrolase. The transcript is spliced from 4 exons. Bases 1 to 1161 code for a protein of 386 amino acids. Gene Ontology annotation, cellular component: cytosol. NCBI's taxonomy places the organism in Eukaryota, Fungi, Ascomycota, Sordariomycetes, Hypocreales, Cordycipitaceae. Gene Ontology annotation, molecular function: purine nucleosidase activity. The record is from RefSeq and is a predicted model, not a curated record. Gene Ontology annotation, biological process: purine nucleoside catabolic process.